AUGCCUUCACAAGAUGAUCGAAGGUUACUUAAUCAAGAACAAAUGAAAAUAACAAGAAACAUCUUGCUGAAACUUGCUCAAGACGAUACCCAGCAAUGCAAUGCCGAAAGCCUCAAAUCCGCGAGACUUCUAAAUGCUUUUCUUUAUGACUCAUCGUCUCCAGAAACGUUCCUGACAUCUUUCCUGUAUCAUCUAUGCGAUAGCCUUUACAAGCCGCCCAAAGAUGAUGCCGAAGUUGAUCUUGUUUUAUCGGACCUUGAAACUUCUAUAUUCAGGAGUCAAUCAAAGAUCAACAAGCUCAAUGAAAUUUUGCAAAGUUAUAUCCAAAUCAUCACCAGCGGAACCGAUCCUUUGAUUUAUGCGUCGGAGCACGGCUUGAAGGCAGUAGUCGAACUUAUCCUCGCAACAGGAAUAGGGACGAUAAAGACCGAUACAGAUGACUCGGAUGAUCUACAGCCACUCACGUUAGCAGCACAAAAUGGACAUGAGGCAGUUCUUUGCUUGUUACUAGCCGCAAGUGGCAUUGACCCUGAUCGCCGAGAUGAAUGCUGCGAAGGCAAGACAGCGCUUUUAUCAGCGGCAGAACACGGACGCGAAGCCGUUGUGAGGGUACUGCUGGCCACGCCGGGUGUGGACCCAAACAUUCAAGACUGGGACUAUCAGACACCAUUGUUAUUGGCGUCGCGCAAUGGCCAUGCUGCGGUGGUGAAACUGCUCCUCGCGCAAGGCCUCGAUCCGAACUUUAAAAAUUAUUGGGGAGAGACGCCCCUAAUAGCUGCAACGGAGUUCGGGCAUGAGGCAGUUGUCAAGCUGCUGCUAACUUCGGCAAAUGUCAGUGUCAACAUCCCAAAUACUCGUGGAGAAACACCUCUGCUAGUUGCUGCAGAGUUAGGGCAUACGAAGAUUGUAGAGAUUCUUCUUGCGAAGCAAGGAGCUGACGCCAAUUGGAAGGAUAUUAAUGGAAAUACGCCGAUGUUUUGGGCAGCACGGAAUGGCCAUGGUGCCGUUGUCAAGCUACUAUGCGCUGUAAAAGACGUCGAUCCAGAUUGUGCAGGAGCUUUUGAACAGACGCCUUUAUCAUGGGCAGCGCGCAAUGGGCACCAAGGAAUAGUCGAUUUCCUGCUUUCAAUCGAUGGUGUCAACAGUGAUCACAGGAACUCGGAUGGACGGACGCCUCUCUCUCUUGCAGCCGAAGCUGGAGAGGAGACAGUGGUCAAGGCGCUGCUCGCUACCAAAGGGGUGGAUCCGAUGUCCUCAGAUUCUGAUGGCCGAACGACUGUAUGGUGGGCCGCGAAAAGCGGAAAUGAAGCCGUGAUUCAAGCGUUACUCUUGAAAGGGCGUUCAUGCGCAGAUACUCAAGACUCUAAUGGGGAGACACCACUGAUUUGUGCAGCAAGAAAUGGUCACAGAGAGGCAGUGCGGCUAUUAAUUGCGACAAACAACGUUGAUCCUGAUUCCCAGGAUGCUCUAGGGAGAACAGCACUCUGGUGGGAGACGUUCCAUGGACAUGAAGAUGUGGUCAAACAGCUGCUCGUUAUGGAGAACGUUAAUCCUGAUGCCUCCGGUUUGGAUAAACAGACACCCCUGCUCUAUGCCGCAGAAAAUGGCCUGGAAAGUAUAGUCAGACUCCUGCUUGCUACGAAAAAAGUCAACCCCAAUGCUCAAAAUUCAAAUGGAGAAACUCCGUUGUGGUGGGCAGCGCGGAAUGGACAUGUUACAAUCGUCCAACUCCUAAUGACCCAGAGUACUGAGCUUGAAUCCCGGGCCCUGAGUGGAGAGACAGCAUUGUAUUGGGCAGCACGAAAUGGUCAUGAUGCCAUAGUUGAGCUUCUGCUUGAGAAAGGGGAUGAUCCAGAUUCUUUCCCAUCGAAUGGGGAAACGCCUUUAUGGUGGGCAGCGAGAAAUGGGCACGAAAAAGCUGCUAAAUUAUUGAUUGCUACAGAGAAAGUGAAUCUUGACUUUCAAGACUCGAUGGGAGAGACACCGAUCUGGUGGGAAGCGCGUAAUGGACAUGACGAAGUCGUUCGACUACUGCUUGACCAUGGCGCCCGUCCAGAUUCUCAAAACUCGGAUGGUCAGACGCCAUUAUCCUGCGCAGCAGAAUUUGGGCAUAAGGCUGUGAUUCAGCUUCUUCUUGCUCACGAUUCCGUUCCUGAAUUUCCAGAUAAUGGGUAUUUUAGGGUCUAG
Molecule: messenger RNA, 2187 nt
Organism: Penicillium macrosclerotiorum
Lineage: Eukaryota; Fungi; Ascomycota; Eurotiomycetes; Eurotiales; Aspergillaceae
Product: ankyrin repeat domain-containing protein
Exons: 1
Coding region: 1-2187 (728 amino acids)
Molecular function (GO): protein binding
Source: RefSeq, a predicted model, not a curated record